ACUACUUGCCACUGCACAAGGGACAUCUCGUGUGGAACAAGCGGUGUUAGGAUGUACUACUACCCAGUGAUGGCGAGAACAUCUUCGUAGUAGCUUGAUAUACUAUCGUGACAUAGAGUAAGUCUAUCUAAACACCAAUUCUCUUCGCGAGAAGUUCAUCACAAGCCGUUCCUUGAUAAGUGCUAUAAUCAUUACUUGUGCUUUCUACGAAAAAAAAUUUCUCGAUUGAUUUGAAAGAGUCAGCCACUGUAAAAUUUGCUGACUAAGAUACGGCAUGGCAUCCAGCCAGGAUAAACCACUGAUGGACCAUCAAGCCUCGGAACAAAACUGACCAGGCGGUGGAGGGUUGCCCGGGGGACGGGAUGACGCCUCGCCCCCAUGCGUCUCUUGUGGAUUUCGGGGAUCAUCAGGAAAGUUGUCAUGUUGUGCUGUGGAACUUCACGGGAAGACGAGGAUUCCAUGGCCCAAGGAACAUCGGGAAUAAGACCAGAAAAAAGCAAAAAAUCGGCGGAUGUCAGGUACAGACAGGAAAAACAAAACCCCAGACUUGUCUCACAGAGAGAACGCGCGUGUAGUCACACAGAUCCGACUACCGGUGUGGAUGACGAGUCACCAAGUAGCAGUUCUAGGUCUAAAAGUUCAAACUCCAACAAUGGGGCACCUGACAUGGGAAUAAAAAAUAUCGUCAUGGAUGAUUCGUACAUUGUGCAGACUGUGGAAAUUAAAAAACGGCCGGGUCAGACCCUCGGAUUUUACAUUCGGGAAGGUAAUGGGGUUGACAGAAGUGAAGGAGUAUUCAUUUCGAGGAUUCAGAUGGGAACUGUGGCUCAGACAAAUGGUUUGUUACAUAUUGGUGAUGAAAUUAUAUCUGUUAAUAAAAAAGAGGUGAAGAAUAUGUCGCUUGAUGAUGUUGUAAUUUUGAUGUCAAUCCCCAAAAAACUAACACUGAAAAUUAAAACAAGAAAGAAUGGGAACAAGAAGAACGCAUCUUGCCCCACAUUAGCUGUGACGGAGCAGCAACACCCCCCGGUGGCAGUUCUAAAACGAGGCCGUUCAUCCUCUGCUGACGCAGUGGAGGAGACUGAAAAAUGCCCAGAUCUGUAUCCAUUUUACGGAACACCACCCUCUCAUGAUCAUUUUGGUGCUAGACGUUCUCGACCUACCUCAUCACAGUAUGCUAGUAUCUUCAUAUCACCUCACAGAGCUGAGGCUAAACUCUUAUCAGACGACGGGGACAGUGAACAUUCUAGUGAUGGCUCUCUUCCAAGAAGCGUGGACUCCGGUAACAAAGGUUAUUACCAUGGUUACCGGGGUUAUGUAUCAGACAGUGCAUAUGAACCUCCGGGGACUUAUGGUAGUCCGACAUUGUCUCCUAAUCAUUAUGCGAGUCAAAGUGAUCGGGAUUAUGCGAGGUACAUGUAUUCAGAUGGAGGGCUUCCGCGGAGAAUGACCCCGCAGACAACCCCAAAAUCGCCCUCCAAAUCCUUCCAUACUCAACAAUAUCAACGAAAUCAGCCUUGUGGCAACCCAGACUAUUACGCGGGCGGUCAACCCGUGGAUUUCCAUCGUGGGUUUGAUCCAUCUCGUAGGUUUCAGGGUGGACUUAAAGAAAUGAUACAAUCAAAAACCAAAUUCGGUCGACUUCAAAGAAGCCACUCUCCCGAAUGUUACAAUUCAGACUCAGAGAUUCUGUACACUCAUGCAGGUGGGGGAUAUAUACCGGUUGAUUCUCGGGGUUUUGCCUCGGAUUAUGAAACUUACGCUAAUGCAAUUAGUGACGAUGACCCUAUUUAUUCUAUUCCUAAAAUCCCGUCCAGUGGUAGUACUGAACUAGAGGAGCUACUGAAGAAAUUUAAUACUCUGUCUCAUGAACUUCAGGAAGAGCAGACCAAGCUGAGUCGUCAGAUCUCAACAUCGCGAGACAAAACAGGCACGUACUCGGUCAGUGUAUCACAUGCAUCAACAGAUUCAGCGAGGACAGAACUCUUCACUACCGCUAGACGUCCCCUGUCGCCAUCGUCCGUACACAAGGCAGCCUCAACACAAACGCCCACUCACUCCAAGUUAAUCAGGAAACUGAGCGCAGAGGCCCUUUCUCAACACAGAACAUAUCAAAGCGAGUUCGACUCAGUGAACUCGCCGCGGAAUCACAAGUCUCUUCCACUGUCCGUGUAUCAGCUGACGAGUGGAAGUAAAUCAUCUACCUCAUCUGCUCUGAGCCCCGCCCAUGGCGAAAACAGGAACAAGUCUUUGGACACCGACGAAAGACUUGUGUCAAGGUCCUCAUCUGCCCGGUUCAGAGACUUGCAGUUAGUGAAGAAACCAUUACAGAUACCUUACGGUGAGUUUGAAUUUACAAGAGCAGAUCCGAGGAAGAGAGUGGAAUUGUCAAGAGCCUGUGGUUUGGAUGGAAUGGUUCAUAUUCAUAUUCUUUCUGGUCAAGGAUUAAAGUCCUCCAAAAUGACCCUUCGGGAUCUCUACUGUGUCGUCGCUGUCGAUUCUGUUAGUAUAGCUAGGACAAUGAUUAGGACGGGAGCAGUGAACUUUGAUUGGGACGAAGCCUUCGACAUCGAAUUAGAAGAUGCCAAAGAAGUGUCUUUUCUCAUCUAUAAUUGGGAUCCAAACUUCAAGCACAGGUUGUGUUUUCAUGGAUCAUUAUUCAUUCAAGGAUGUCUCUCGAGUAAUGCUUUAAAGAAAUUAGCUUUAAAAAUGGAACCCAAAGGGCUUUUAUAUAUAACUCUGUGUUACAAAGAACCUUCGGUUUCAUUGCAACGAUUACCAUCAAUGAAAAAGAAUGGUCUGUUUGGAAUCGAUCUGGAGACAGUUAUCAAACGUGAGUCAACAGGUCAUAAUGUACCUUUGCUUGUAAAGAAAUGUAUCAAAGAAGUGGAGGAGCGCGGGUUGGAGACGAUCGGGAUUUACAGACUCUGUGGAUCUGCAAAAAGAAAGACACAGUUGAGGGAACAGUUCGACAAAGAUGUGGACGGAGUGAAUCUUUCGAAAGACAACGUAACAGAUAUCCAUGUAGUCACAGGUGUCCUGAAAGAUUACCUACGGGAGUUACCAGAACCUCUUUUUACCAAUGCCCUCUAUCAAAUGCUUCUUGAUGCUCUGAGCGUGCGCUUGCCCAGUGACCCGGAUGGUAGUGCAAAACUUAUGCUUAGCAUUCUUGAGUGCCUUCCAAAAGCCAACCAGGAAACUAUGGCUUUGGUGUUGAACCACCUGAAGAAGAUCUCAUCCCACAGCGACAAGAACAAAAUGACGAUUGAUAACCUCGCUGUCUGUUUUGGUCCAGUUCUCCUUUGUCCCUCCCCCAAAUCCACAGAUGAUCAAGCUCUACAUUUCAAGAAACAUAUCGAAGUUCUCAGAUACCUCUUGCAAAUAUGGCCGGAAAACUAUGAAAUGGUGACAAUCAACGUAGAACCAGUCUCCAAAGAAAAGUUCGUGGACUUGGAUAAAGAUAAAGACGAUUCCAUGACAUCACAACCGGAAAAUAACAUUCAAAUCACAAAGAAUUGAAAGCACUACCAUCAGAAAUUAAAUAACACAGCUAAUUGAAAAAUAACUGUUAAUUAAUCUACUGAUGUCUAAAUUCACUUCCAUUCAGUGUUCACGGACUUAAUGUCUUGUCCUUAUUUAUGUUUUGGGUAGGUGUUUUCACUGCAGUUUUGAUUUCGCGGUUUUGGUCUACAGUGAAAAUAACACUGCCUUGAAAACGAGGCUGUUUACGGUAUGCCCUACUCUGCACAAAAUGUUAUUUAUUUUUGUUCGUUUUAAAGUUUAUUUGGUAUUAUUAUGAAGCAUAUCUAUAUACCUAUUUUUGUAGAAUUUUCAUCACACAUCGAUACAUUACUGAGUCAAGGGAAUGAAUAAAUAUGAAUGUAUGAUUUCCGAUAAUGCUCUCUGAAUGCACUGUAAACUUCUGAUUUCAGUUCUAUGGACUAAUAUUUCAAAGACAACUUGCAUUUCCAUUUUCAUGGUUGCACAGCUUAUGACAAUUACCUUUCAUUGGAUAUCAACACCACUCAGCACUGGCAUUUAUGUGAUGUUUUGUUGUAUGUAUUUAGAACAUUACAGAGAAUUUUUUACAGAAUUAGUCAAAAAAAAAAUAUAAUAAAUUAUUUUGUAUUUGAAA
Messenger RNA from Ostrea edulis (European flat oyster), 4135 nucleotides. RefSeq lists its product as uncharacterized. NCBI's taxonomy places the organism in Eukaryota, Metazoa, Mollusca, Bivalvia, Ostreida, Ostreidae. Gene Ontology annotation, molecular function: protein binding. The transcript is spliced from 6 exons. Gene Ontology annotation, biological process: signal transduction. The record is from RefSeq and is a predicted model, not a curated record. The coding region runs from base 379 to 3519 and encodes 1046 amino acids.